AUGACAAUUAACCAAAUACGAAACACAUGCGAUCUCGAUGAGGAGGUCUUUGCCGUUGAAAAGAUACUUUCGCAUAGGACUCGGAAUGGAUCCAUACAAUAUUUGAUAAAAUGGGAUGGCUUUGGUUCAGAGGACAACUCAUGGGAGGAUGAAAGAAACGUUUAUGCACCAACUCUAAUUAGGAUGUAUUGGAAUAAAUCCACAAAAAACCGUAGCGAAAAAAAAUCUACAAAACAGACAAAACCAAAUUCAAAAAAUAAGGAUAAAAUUCCCAAUAAAGAAAACCAAAAUAUUGAAAAUUCACCUGAUGAUGUUUCUAAUGUUUCUAAUGGUGCAAUAAAUUCAACUCGAUUCUCUUAUGAUGGGUCAACAUGGACUCGCGACGCAUCAGGAUCUCAAGUUAAUGAUCGUGUCAAUACCACUAAUAAUGAAGAUGGCUGGGAAAAUCUUGCAACGAUAGCAAAUGUUUUUCUCGACUAUGCUACUAGUCAACUUUUGAUGCUGGUGAUUUGGAACGAUGGUACUAAAAGCUAUCAUACAGCUCAAGAAGUACAUAGAAAAUGUCCUCGUCAGUUGAUUAAAUUCUACGAAGGUCAUUUACAUUUUGAAAAUAAUCUACAAGAUGCGAACUAA
This is a messenger RNA of Cetraspora pellucida, 633 nucleotides long. The record is from the annotation of a GenBank genome assembly. NCBI's taxonomy places the organism in Eukaryota, Fungi, Glomeromycota, Glomeromycetes, Diversisporales, Gigasporaceae.